AGGCAGCUUGGAUAAGGAGUUCAGGGCAGCGCCCACACCCGGGGGUUCUCCGAAACCAGACCGCCUGUCCGCUCCCCCUUUCCCGCCCACCCUCCCACUCAUUCAUCCACCCACCCACCCACAGCCGGGACUGCAGCCCAGGAACCGGGGCCCCGCCGCCUCCUCACCGCGAUCCUGGACUUCCUCCUGCCUCCGGAGCCGGCUUCCACGUGUGUCCUGGAGCCGGCAUCUUCGCACACGCUACGCUCUGGACCUGGGUGUCUUCAACAGCCUGAACAGUCGGGGAUCCGGGGCCCGGGUGGCAUCUGGGCCAAGUUAGGCGUGGCCGAGUCAAGCACCGAACGUCUGCAAGAUCGGAGGAGCCGCGGGGCGUCCGGGGCAGAGCUGCAGCAAAUGGGCUCAGACUUGCGGGACCUGAACGCGCUGCUGCCAGCGGUACCCUCCCUGGGUGGAGGCGGCGGCUGCGCCCUACCCGUGAGCGGCGCCGCGCAGUGGGCACCGGUGCUGGACUUCGCGCCCCCGGGCGCCUCCGCAUACAGUUCGUUGGGCGGUCCUGCCCCGCCGCCGGCUCCGCCGCCACCCCCGCCGCCGCCGCCGCCUCACUCCUUCAUCAAACAGGAACCGAGCUGGGGCGGUGCAGAGCCGCACGAGGAGCAGUGUUUGAGCGCCUUCACCGUCCACUUCUCUGGUCAGUUCACCGGCACAGCUGGAGCCUGUCGCUACGGACCCUUUGGUCCUCCUCCGCCCAGCCAGGCGUCCUCCGGCCAGGCCAGGAUGUUCCCCAACGCGCCCUACCUGCCCAGCUGCCUCGAAAGCCAGCCCGCUAUUCGCAACCAGGGAUACAGCACAGUCACCUUCGACGGAACGCCCAACUACGGCCACACGCCCUCGCACCACGCGGCGCAGUUCCCCAACCACUCCUUCAAGCACGAGGACCCCAUGGGCCAGCAGGGCUCGCUGGGCGAGCAGCAGUAUUCGGUGCCACCCCCAGUCUAUGGCUGCCACACCCCCACCGACAGCUGCACAGGCAGCCAGGCCCUGCUGCUGAGGACGCCCUACAGCAGUGACAAUUUAUACCAGAUGACUUCCCAGCUUGAAUGCAUGACCUGGAAUCAGAUGAACUUAGGAGCCACCUUAAAGGGAGUUGCUGCUGGGAGCUCCAGCUCAGUGAAAUGGACAGAAGGGCAGAGCAACCACGGCACGGGCUACGAGAGCGAGAACCACACCACGCCCAUCCUCUGUGGCGCCCAGUACAGAAUACACACCCACGGCGUAUUCAGGGGCAUUCAGGACGUGCGGCGUGUGCCUGGAGUAGCCCCGACUCUUGUCCGGUCUGCAUCUGAGACCAGUGAGAAACGCCCCUUCAUGUGUGCUUACCCGGGCUGCAAUAAGAGAUAUUUUAAGCUGUCCCACUUACAGAUGCACAGCCGGAAGCACACUGGUGAGAAACCAUACCAGUGUGACUUCAAGGACUGUGAGCGAAGGUUUUCUCGUUCAGACCAGCUCAAAAGACACCAGAGGAGACACACAGGUGUGAAACCAUUCCAGUGUAAAACUUGUCAGCGAAAGUUCUCCCGGUCCGACCACCUGAAGACCCACACCAGGACUCAUACAGGUAAAACAAGUGAAAAGCCCUUCAGCUGUCGGUGGCCCAGUUGCCAGAAGAAGUUUGCGCGGUCAGACGAAUUAGUCCGCCAUCACAACAUGCACCAGAGAAACAUGACCAAGCUGCAGCUGGCACUCUGAGGGGUCCGACCUGGGCACAGCUCCAUGUGCCAGGCAGGACAGUGUGGGAACUUCCAAAUCUGACUUCCACAUCCCUCCUCACUCACCUCUCUGAGAAGUGGCAAUUCGUCGUCUUCGUCCAGCUUCCAAGACAAGAUGCGUGUACUACUGGAUCCCAUCAGAUUUGCCCGGAGAAGGUGGCCUCUGCUUUGCCACCUGGCACUGGACUCACAAGGCCCCAGAGAGGUGGCCAACAACGUCUGGUUCCUUACAGGCCCAUCGCUGUUUGAUCUGGAUUGUCCAGUGUAAGAAGAGCCAUUGUUAAUAAUGCUCCUCUGCCCUCUUCUUUUUACGCUCAUUUUCGCCGGGAAUGGAGUCAUUGUACCAUUUUCCAUCAUAGAAUAUUUAUAGGCCAGGGCAUGUGUAUGUGUCUGCUAAUGUAAACUUCGUCAUGGUUUCCAUUUACUAACAGCAACGGCAAGAAAUAAAUCAGAGAGCAAGGCCCUGGGGGUGAGUCCCGCCCGGCAGUGCGGAGGUUAGGCAGGCUGCGAACUUGCCAGGCAACUUGGAAAACUCAUGUUUCAAGCAGCUGAAAAAAAAUCAGAACUAACCAGCAACUCUGUAGAGAAAGCUAAAAGAAUCUUACCACUCAGUUAAUUCAUUAACAUUAGCACAAUGCUCUUAAGAAACUGUGCUUGAAGAUCUGAGAUUUUGGUUUUGUGUUUAUUUUUGACUGUUUUGAGUUGUAGUCAUAUGCAUCUUCAGAGAUGUACAUAUCUCUUCACACGAAGGAAGUGGAAUUCAUUUUUAUCAUUUGGGGUGUCCUUAGAGUCCUUAGAGUGUACAGGUCACGCUGGUUAUGUGGCUUCACGUUGUAAAAAUUAAAGCGACUCUAAAAGAAAUAGGGCUGAUCCAGGAUCUCCCCUGAUAAGACUGUUCUUAAGUAACUUAAGUAACUUUGGGUCUACAAGUAUUUGUGCAAAAAAAUGAUGCUUAACUAGUGUGAGGAAAUCCUCUGUUUAAAGGUAAUUGAGUGUGUGUGAUUUUAUUUCGUUUUUUUUUAAGGGAGGGAGGUUUUUAUUUACUGUUGCCUGAAAUUAUUGUGUAAAUAUAUCUAUCUGAUAAUGAUCUGUUCUUUGACAACUAAAGUUAGGAAAUGUAUAAAUGUUAGAUGCAUCACUGUCUUGGUGUCGAUCUUACAACAUAUGGAUAACACUGAAAAUGUAACCUGCAUUUUUCACUUUGCUCUCAAUUAAAGUCUAUUCAAAAGGAAA
This is a messenger RNA of Molossus molossus (Pallas's mastiff bat), 2999 nucleotides long. RefSeq names its product WT1 transcription factor (gene WT1). Lineage: Eukaryota; Metazoa; Chordata; Mammalia; Chiroptera; Molossidae. Gene Ontology annotation, biological process: regulation of transcription by RNA polymerase II. Bases 394 to 1746 code for a protein of 450 amino acids. The transcript is spliced from 10 exons. The record is from RefSeq and is a predicted model, not a curated record. Gene Ontology annotation, molecular function: RNA polymerase II cis-regulatory region sequence-specific DNA binding; DNA-binding transcription factor activity, RNA polymerase II-specific. Gene Ontology annotation, cellular component: nucleus.